AACAGAACGCCUUGGUUUUCUCUUACACAUGGUGACUAAACUUGAAGUUGGACUACAACAUUAUUUUCUUUGUCCACUCACACUUUUUGAGUGGAAAUCAAACCUAACUUGUGUUUGAGUUAACACUAGUUGAACUUUUAAUGCCAAAACAGCAAACAUGCUGUGACUUACAUGGGGUUAAAUGAUGGUGACCUGAUGUUCUGUCUCCAGUGGUUUCAUCAGAUGUACCAUUACAAAUCCAAAGCAACAAAAACACAUCUCACUGAAUCCUUUCAAACUAGAAUGUCCCUGAAUGUUCUGCAGCACAGUUACUGUCAGUGAUCUCUGUGCACAUCUGUUAGAGGCUGAGACAAAUGAUCUAUGGACGCAGAGGGCAGAGAGUUGAACCUCACACAGGAUGGUCUGACUGAAGUGACGUGGCGUAAAGAUGACAAAAGACGAAAGUCAGGUCCUCCAUCAGCAAGACCAAGGCAGAAAUUCCAGCAACAAAAAUCAGAUGCUGUGGUAGUCGAGGACGCAAACUCUGUCUCUUCAGAGCUGGCCAGCUGGAUCAAAGCCAACGCUAAAAACCUCAAGAUUCGGCAGAAAGACCGCUGCUGGGCUGCAGAGAUGGUCAACGAUUUCCGUGAAAACCUGCUGAAAUUCCUGCGGAGCAACAAGGAUCAGCCCUUCUUCCAGUCGGCUGACUUCCUCAACACUGGCAGCUACUUUGAGAAGGUUAAGAUCCACAGCCCUGAUGAGUUUGACAUGAUGCUGAAGCUUCAAGCUCCAUCACCUCUCAAAAUGACAGCGCUUGACAGCGGAGUCUUCUACCACAUCGAGCUGAUGCGGCCCACUCGGACCCCAAUAGAGGCCUUUCUUCUGGAGGACGAGCGCACGGUCUCAUCAAGCAAGAUCCUGAGUGAGAUGUACCGCCUGGUUCGCAAAUUCCUCAAGAGCUAUAAAGUACCUGAUAAACGCUGUCGCUGGGAGGUGAACAGGAAGCAUCCGACCUCGCCAGCUGUGACUUUGUCUCUGCUCAGAACAGAGAACGACACGGAGGAGCUGAUCUCUGUGGACGUGGUUCCUGCUCUGGAGGCUCACCCAACUCAGGGCUGGCCGCCCGCUGCCCGUGAUGGCCCGGAUGUGGGCAGCUGGCUGGGGAAGAAGGUUCGCCAAGAAAUCAAAGGUCUGUCGUGUUUCUUUGUGCCAAAGAGACUCAAAGGACGAAACCUCAGCCAGAACGCCAAAGAAAGCUGGAGGAUUUCUUUCUCUCAGAUUGAGAAAAAAAUUAUCAUGUGUCAUGGGAACACAAAAACCUGCUGUGAGACUCGCGCCAACAAGUGUUGCCGUAAAGAGUGCUUAAUGCUGCUCAAAUCUCUGAUUGAGAGUCUGAAACAGUGUUAUCCCAAAGAUCUCGACGACCUCUGCUCAUACCACGGGAAGACCACCUUCUUCCACACACUGUCCAAGAGGUACAGUGACUCCAUGUGGGCUCACCAACGGCUCCCAGUCUGCUUCCUGCAGCUCUUAGGGGAUCUAGAGGACCAUGCACGGAAAGGCAACCUCCCUCACUUCUUUGUCCCUGAAUGCAACCUCUUUGCUCCAGCCAUCUUCCCCCGCAAAUCACUGGCUUUCCUCGUCAACGCCUUGGAGAAGCAGAGGCAGGAGGGCCUGCCCCUGCUGAAGCCUCCAACUCCUUUCUCUCCAUGGAGACCAAUGAGCUCUGCAGCAGAUGCCCCCUCUUUGCUUACUACAACUCAGUUUCUAGACACUGCAUUUAUGAUUAAACUAGUCCUCAUUACUGUAGUUUUAGGCUUUGCCCUUUCCUUUGUGUUUAAAGGGGAAUGAGGAUGUGCACUGAAUAUUUAAAAUAGUACAACCUCUAAUACCCAAAUCCCUGUCAUAGCUCAGAAUGACUACCUAGCUUUCCAGUCUCUAGCGUAACAUCUUCCCAGACCCCUUUUAAAUUCACUGACUGCAAUAACAGACAUAACUUUGUUAACUAAAACACUCACAACAUAACUUUAACACUACUAUAGAUUCUGAAAUUAUUUCACUGAGCCCAUUGCAAUAAUUUGAAUAAACUAAUAAUGUUUAUUCUGUGCUAAUUUAUCAGUGAAAUUACUGAUAGUAAUUUUGCAAUUUUUAUUCCUUGUUUGUUCUCUUACUUUUUAUUUCUUUAAUUAGCAACAAUGUGAUAUCAUCUCUACUGUGGAAACAUUUCUUGUUUUUUGUGUGUUUGUGUGUGUCCGUCUGCUUUAAUUAAAUUCACUUUUUGCUUUAAUUAAAUGUGUUUUGGUACUGCAUUAUGUUGUAAAUGUCAGUGUACUGCAAAUGUUUGUAUAGAAAAUAAAGUUGCUUAUUAAUACAUUUUCCUAUUUUAACUAAGGUUUUAUAUGAACCUCAGCAGCUUGUCUUCUCAGUGUAAGAAGGAAGAGGCACAGUAUGUAGGUGUCAAAUCCACUGACACACGCACACAAAAGACUGCGGUCAAAUCAGCCGCCGUUCAGUUUUCCGUGGUCAAGCCAGCCGCGCUAGAAUUUGAAGUGCGCCUAUAUACUCUAUAUACUUACAUUUACGGUAAAGGUAUUGAAACGGGCCAAACCUCGCGAUUUUCAAAAUAUAAUACCUUAACUCCAAUGCUGUAUUAUUUAUGAACUUCCAAGUUUAAUAAAAACACUUUUUUUUAAUAUU
Messenger RNA from Monopterus albus (swamp eel), 2676 nucleotides. RefSeq names its product cyclic GMP-AMP synthase. The transcript is spliced from 8 exons. The record is from RefSeq and is a predicted model, not a curated record. Lineage: Eukaryota; Metazoa; Chordata; Actinopteri; Synbranchiformes; Synbranchidae. Bases 361 to 1830 code for a protein of 489 amino acids. Gene Ontology annotation, molecular function: double-stranded DNA binding; 2',3'-cyclic GMP-AMP synthase activity; chromatin binding. Gene Ontology annotation, cellular component: cytosol; nucleus; site of double-strand break. Gene Ontology annotation, biological process: paracrine signaling; cellular response to exogenous dsRNA; positive regulation of type I interferon production.